Molecule: messenger RNA, 3681 nt
Organism: Eremothecium cymbalariae DBVPG#7215
Lineage: Eukaryota; Fungi; Ascomycota; Saccharomycetes; Saccharomycetales; Saccharomycetaceae
Gene: VPS8
Product: CORVET complex membrane-binding subunit VPS8
Exons: 1
Coding region: 1-3681 (1226 amino acids)
Biological process (GO): protein targeting to vacuole; endosomal vesicle fusion
Cellular component (GO): HOPS complex; late endosome
Molecular function (GO): protein binding
Source: RefSeq, a predicted model, not a curated record
AUGGUACAUGUUGGCUUCCUAGAUGACGAGAUUUCUACAAAUCCAAGAUAUGCGUCAUUAAAAGCCACGAUUACUGAUAAUGAUUCCGAUUUGCAAUCUCGUCUUUCAAGAUUCAGUCACCAUAAUCCUUUAGAUCAAGAAGCUCACUGCUUCAUCAACUGGCUGUCUUUACAGCAAUUAUACCCUUCAUUAUCGCUAUAUGGGGGCCCCACCUCCAUACUCCCCACAACAUCUUAUAUCCUCAUUGGAACAGAAAAGGGUGCUAUAUUAAUUUUUAGUCAUAAGCAAUUUUUACAGACUGUACUAGUUCCUCAGCUAGACAGGUUCAAUUCAGCUGUAACAUUACUUUGCGUUUCUAAUGAUGGUACACAUGUAGCGGCUGCAUAUUCAUCGGGUGAUGUUUUUAUAUGGGACUUGAAUCACCCUGUUACUCAGGCAGAUAAUUCGGUAUCCUCCAUCCUUCACGUUUUACAACAUAAAGGCUACUUAAUUAACGGACUUGGAUUCUUACCACAUAAGAAUACAUGUAUUAUUGUGAGUGACACAAGAGGUCAGAUAUGGAAUCAUAGUGGUUUGACAAAUCGACUUUGGCAGUUUACAUGCCAUUCUAAAUCAUUGCUGAACAUCAACUCAAUGAAAAGUCAAUUGCUUGCCAGCGCUAUAACACCUAAUAUACCCAAUUACACAAAACUUCAUCUAAUAGCGGUUCUAUGCAGCGAUUGUUUGACAAUCGUGUCUAUUAAUUCAGUGCUUGCCACCCAAUGGCGCCAGGUGUUUCCUAACAAUAAUAGACUAAGUGUUGGAUCCGUGGUAUGGUCGAAAGAUGCCCAUGCGGUGGCAUAUUCUGUGGGCAAUAUGUUUCACGUUAUUAAGAUUACUGAUUUCAGUAACGAUCAUAUUAAAGUUAGCGAGAGUGAGCAGUGGUCUUGGACUUCUUCGGAGGCAAUUGCAUCACUGGAAUGGCUUACAAACGUUACAGUGGGUGUUUUGACUUCUUCUGGUUUAUUCAUAGUGCUAAAUAUAACAGGAAUCAAUAAUCCGGUUGUUUUAACAAUCAACCUACAAACACAAGAUAUUUUAAGUUCUUCCAAGGGCUAUUUGGGUUGCGUUAAUAAGCAAAUUUUCUUUUUGACUAGGUAUGUGGUUAAGUGUGGUAUAUUUUCCUCAUGGAGUGAGAUUUUACUUCAUUAUGUCCAAAAUGGUAACUACAGCGAAGCUCAUAACAUAAUUGGUUUUAUGCUGACCAAAGGAUCUGACAUAGCAUCUCUAAUUCGGUUAAAUGAAAGUUACCAGAAUAGGAAGUUACAACUUCUGCAGCCGUUCCGCAAUCUGUCGCUGGCUAGUUUGAAGUUCUUAUUGAAGCAGAGUGAUGUUGAAUCUAGUGCAUAUUAUGAUUUGUUCUCACUUAUAAUAAAGGUUGGGUCUUUGUUUGAGGACCACCUUCCACAGCUUUUGCAAGAUGUAAAUGAUCUAAUUGGGAAUAAACAUAGAAGUACAUUUUAUGAUGCAUUAUCAAAUCAAGUAUUUGAGAAUAAGAUAAGGGAACUUCCUCCCCUUUUACUAAAGGAUAUGAUACAACAUUUUGCAGCUGAUGAGAACCUGGAAAUUCUUGAGUUAUUGAUUAUAACGCUCAAUCAAUCUUUAUUAGAUACCGACAUGGCGGUUAAAUUUUGCAAGAAAUUUGGCUUAUAUGAAGUUCUUAUUUAUAUUUGGAAUACUGCAUUUAUGGAUUACCUUACACCACUAAUGGAUUUUAUUUACAAGAUUACCUCACAAGAACACAAAUGUUUACUCUUUGAAAGUCUAAAUGAUAUUGCAGUUUUAGAUAUUUACGCUUACUUGAUCAUGGUUUUAACAGGAAGUCAAUAUCCUAUUGGAACAAAUAUGUCACUGGAUAUGUCUUUGAAAGCGAAGGAACAGAUAUAUUCCUUUCUUUUCACCGGAACUUCACUUCGUUGGCCUCCAAGUUCUUCUGAUAAAUUGUUGACCGGUAAAGAUCCUUCCCAGGAGCCUGCAUACCCAUAUUUUCAAUUACUAUUGAAACGAAAUCCUAAGUUGUGUUUGUUUAUGUUGCAUAAAGUGUUUGAAGAUAUGUUUUUCAACGAGGAAGCCUAUGCAGCUGACCAACAACCAUCUAGAAUACAAAUUAAUAGACAGUUUGUGGUUGAUAUUCUUAUAGAUCUUUUAAAAACAUUUGAUGAUAUUGAACUUCAAGUAUUGGUUUCAAUAUUCAUAACCAGAAACGUUCCAAAAUUUCCCCAAUUCAUCAAGUUGUCUAAUUCGACGCUUAAUGAAUUAAUAUCAAUUAUAUGUGGGUGUAACAAUCCUGAUUUAAAGUACGAUUGUGAAAGAAGUCUGGAGUCGUUGUUCAGCGUAUAUAUGCCUAACAACAUUGGUGAAUUUAUAGUAUACCUGAAGGAUAGUAAAUUUGAGCACGUUUUAUUUUCAGUUUACAAAAGCCUCCCACUACCUGCUGAGUAUUUAAAGUUGAGGCUGGAAUCUGAUGAAUUACGUGAUUCCUCAAAGUCCAUAUUGGAAAUUUUAAAAGAAUGUUUGAAGUUACUUGAGAAUAAGCCUUUCGAGAGGGAAAGAGUGUUAUCAAUUAUUAUAGAAUAUAUCAAUGAGAUAAUUGCUGAAGAGGAUAUGCAUGUUUUGGUACCUAUUUUUCAAAAACUUGAUGAUAAGUUCUACAAAAAAAUGCCCAGUUUUAUUACUUCCAAAUCCAAACAGAGGCAGUAUCUUGAGAUAUUAUUCGAAUUAGGCAACACAACCAUCAGAUUAGACCCCGAUACGAAGUUUUUGUAUCUGCAACUAUGCUGCGAAGCUGGUGACUUUGAAGCAUCACGUAAAUGGCUAAGGAAGGCUUCUAUUACGGAUUUGAAUUUCGAGAAAAUUGUACAACUUCUAAACGAAGUUGAAGAUGAUAAAAGUCUGAUAACAGCUUAUACAAAAACGAAGCGUUACUUGAAGGCGGUUGAAGUGGCGUCUUCAGGAUUUACAAAGGCAUUCGAUAAUUCAGAUAAAUUAAGGGGAGAAUGUUUUAUUGAUUUAGCUAUUCACAUAUGCGAAGAAUCAAGAGAAGAAACUAAGCAGUGUUGGACGCAGUUAAUAAUCAAUAUUAUGCGAAAUUACUCCAAAUCUGAGUUAAAUGAAAAGAUCAUCUAUAAUAAUGCAUUGCAGAAAGUGUUUUUGAGGUUAUCACAAUGGGAAGUCUCAAUAAAGGAUGCUACGAAAACCUACUUUUGGGAUAUUUUGGCAAAUGUAUUGGAAAGCAAUGAAGUAACCGCAACAAAAAUUCAUGAUGUCAGAUCUAUUCUUACAAAGUUAUUUAGAAUAUAUUCUGUGGAGCAAUAUAUUUAUGAAUUAAUUCUCAAAAUUGUUGAAAACUCUUCGAAGGACGUCAUUAAUGAAUAUAUUGCUGCAUUGAGCCACGGUUGGUCUAUUGAUAACUCAGAAUGUGAUAUCUGUGGCAAGGUUAUUUGGGGUUUAGGUGUUGACAGUCAGGUAUUUUUGACUUGGAAAUCAUACCAAACUUCGAAUAAGAUGCCCAAUAAUUCAGUAUCUGUUCAUGGACUAAUUGUGUUUCAGUGUCACCACGGAUUUCACGAGAAGUGUUUGCAAAACAUGGGUCAAAACGAAGAUAACUAUUACUGUUUGACUUGCAGUGGAAUUACUAAAUAG